Phycomyces blakesleeanus NRRL 1555(-) is the source of this 1974-nucleotide messenger RNA. RefSeq lists its product as hypothetical. Lineage: Eukaryota; Fungi; Mucoromycota; Mucoromycetes; Mucorales; Phycomycetaceae. Bases 1 to 1974 code for a protein of 657 amino acids. The record is from RefSeq and is a predicted model, not a curated record. Gene Ontology annotation, molecular function: protein binding. The transcript has 8 exons.
AUGCCAAGCUUGCCUCGCCUACUUGAGAAUGAUUGUUUAUUUAGCAGGCAAUUCAAUCCUGAGAAUCCAUUAACACAUCUGCCUUUUGGAUCUAGAUUGAUCACAUUUGCAGCCAAAGAAAAGCUUAAACUUCUAUUAAGUAAACAACGGUACUCGGAAGCCUUUCAACUUUUGCGUGGACUACUUAAAAUUCGAUUUUAUAAACCCAAGGCCUUUUGGAAAGUUUGUGCAGAAAUUGUUCAGCAUUUGGCUCCAUAUGACUUGGCAGGAUUUCUUUAUGCAGCAUUCAUAUCAUCUUCAGCAUCAAAUGGAAUGGUUAUACUUGAAACAUGGAUAAACUGUCUUUUGAAUUCAGAUAGAACGCAAGAGGCACUUGAAGAAUUAGAUAGACUUAUUGACAUCCAACCUUACAACACAAAUGUUGAGUUGUGGAGGAUAUAUGCCAUGUUGAAAUUCACAGAGUGGAAGGAAAAAGCUGACGCUAUAAAAUUUCAGUCCGAAACAAACUCUGGAGAUGAAAACGAAGACGAAGACGAAGACGAGGAAGAGGAUGAUGAGGACAUCGAAGAUAGAAAAAAACGUUUGAAUUACCCUGCUGCUACUCGCCUCUUAAGCAUCGUAAGCAAGGCCUCGGAAAUGGUACCGGGAGAUACACAGCUAAGAGGUGCUCAAUUGGAGGCAAACUUUAAAAACAAGACAAACUUAAUGAGGAGAAUCUACAGAUACGCUAUAAGUAGAAGAGAUCCAGGCCAGAUGAGUCUUUUACUUUAUUAUUGGCCUGAAACAGAAAUUGGAUCAUCAGAAUGGAAAAGAGUAGCCGUUUCAGUGUGUAAUUGGGAUCCAAUUGCAAAUGUAAACGUUGCCCUUCGACCACUUAUCGAGAAUCUCAAGAAGUGUCUACCAGGAAAACAUGUUCAUGUGGAUAGCAGUCAUAAAAAUCAGUUUUUGGUGCACAAGUAUCCGAGAACCUUGCAAAACUCAUCUGAUAAAAAUCAGUAUAAAAGUGCUGUUAGAAGGGCAUGCUUUGCUGAAGUGUCAGCAUGGAUCAUGUCAUUUCACUUGUUACUGGAUAGAUUGGCGCAUGGUUCAACCGACAAGUGGACACUUCACUAUACACUCAAGAUAGUCGAAUUUUACAUCAUUAUGCAGAAACUCCCUCGUUACUCUGAACGGAAAUAUAUCACAGAAUUUCUGCUGGAAGACAUCUGUAAUCGUGAUAUGGAAACGCCUCUUGUACGCCUCAUUGAUAUUUGUAAAGAUGAACCGCAUGAAAUAGGGAAUCCGAAAAUUGCGAAAAUUGCGAAAAUUCUAGAAUAUUGUGCUAUGUUCAGAUGGCAUUAUAAAGCUCUUCGAAACCCGGAACCUGAAGAAUAUGUACCCACAGAAACAUCAGACCCCUUUUUAUCUCCUAUAAUCAACGAAAUUGAGGGUGAAGUAUGGGAGGAAAUGCAGGACGAUACACCAGAAAAGGAUAAGGCGCGCAGGCGCUACGAAAGCAGUGGUGGGCGUACCGAAGAAGAUAUCAUAGUCGAACUUCAAGAUUUGUUUAGGAAAAAAAUUAUGAAAAAGAAAACCGAACUGUACACAGAAAUUUGUCUUAGCUCUGAGGACGAAUAUGAAGAAGAUUCUGGUGAACUCUCAAACGAAGAGGAAUUGGAUGAUACUUCCCCACUCGUAAAUAACACACUAGAUAUUCCCUUGGAAGAUCCUACAGAUAAAGACUCUUCAGAGUCAGAUACUGGAGAAAGUAGAUCUCUUGUACCCUCGAAACGAAAAAAAUCUUACGGCGAAGGAUCUGAAAACAAUAUUAAAAGUGAACCACAAUCCGAUGAAUACCAUGACGAUGACGAUGAUAAUAAUGGUGGCAGUGACAGUGACAGUGACAGUGACGUUUACAUUGACAGUGAUUAUGGAAAAAACAAAGCUACACCACCUUUUGUUAAAAGAAAUCUGAGACCUCGCACUGCAGUAUGA